CGCGGAGGCACAUACACGUCUACAUAAACAUAACAUAAUACAUACUCUGCUAGUUUAAUGUGUUUUGUGUUAACUAGUAUGUACGCGGAAGGUUAGGUGACACUACAUAUUCCCAGAAUGGCGGUCCAGAUAUGGGUGAUACUUGUUGCUAUAGCAACGGUGGUUGCCGACGAAGCCUCCGACCCUAAAGGACUUCUCGAAACAUCCUCUGAAUCUCCAGACGAAUUCACCGUUUUCGUAGGCCGUUGGACUGAGUGCUCUGUUCACGAUGUGGAAAAUACAAAAACUAUUGAAAGAUACAAUAUCCGGGUAGAACCUGAUUCUCUGGUGCAUUCACCUCGUCUCGGGUUACAAAGACGACAAGUGCAGUGUCGAAGGAAAGAUGGACAGUAUGUCGAGAAUAUGUACUGCGGUGCUGGUAUUUCAAAUAUAGGUGCAACCCGCGUGUGCGUGAUGCGUGAAAACUGUUCUCUAGGGGAAUGGUUGCCAUGGCGACCACGACCGGAUGGCUCGCUUGUGCGUACUAGGCGACUACGUAGAUUGCCACAAGGUGGUGGAAGAGAGUGUGACGUUGUUGAGGAGGUUAGGCCUGCAGCAAUGGAAGCAAGUGCUCAUUGGACUCCGGGCCCUUGGGGCACCUGUCAUGUAGCCGUCGAAUUAUCUGCGACACCUGCACCCCAAAAUGAUGAAGACGAUGACGCAGAUGAUGAUGACGCAAUCUAUGAUGAAGAUGAUGAGUCUAAUGAGGGUGAUAAAGAUACUGACGCGAAUUGUGGCGGUGGAGUACAGCGGCGAGAAGCGACCUGCGUCCGCGCAGAUGGACGAGCAUUACAUCCUGCUCAGUGCGCACACACAACUAUGCCUACUUUAGUUCAGCCGUGUGAGGUUCCAUGUCCACGUGACUGUGAAGUGGGAGAGUGGAGUGAAUGGGGCGCUUGUCAGCCGACUGAUGGCUGUCCCUUAUAUCCAGUUCAACAACUCACUACAACUGGUUACAGUGUGCGUCGUCGGCGUAUAAUUGCAGCUGAAUCUGGUGGUGGGGCCCCAUGCCCACCUUUAGAGGAAAAACGUACUUGUAGCACCCCCCGAUGCGCGUCCUGGAAGUCCCUGACCUGGGGUCCUUGUGUUCUCAACCAACAACAUAGUACAUGCGGUGCUGGCCGACGUAGUCGGGAAUUAAGAUGUGUCGGGCAUGAUGGAAAAGAGGCUCAGCGGGCUUGGUGCAGUGGUAGCGGGGCCCCAGCACGCACAGAACGUUGUCGUAUCGCGUGUCCUGGUGAUUGUGUAGUAACUUCUUGGGGCGCUUGGUCUUCCUGCUCCGCUCCCUGUUUAGCUCCAGGACACGCCAGACCUACUCGAACCAGACGGCGAUUUAUCGUCGCUCAUGCAUCACCAAGCGGCUGGGCAUGCCCCGCUCAAGAACUUUUAGUUCAAAAUGAAACAUGCAACACGCAUGCAUGUGGGACGUACUCCUGGCUAGCAACACCCUGGGGCCCAUGCGAGCGACGCAAUCAAGAAUCGCCUGCUAACAACUAUACCGACUUAUUGGAAACAGACGUCUAUAAUCAAAGCGAUGAUGAAGAACCAUGCAUUGAAGAAGGAGAGAUGGCUCGAGAUGUUAUGUGUGUCCAGAACAAUGCUGAUGUUGUCAGAGAGGCCCUUUGCGCUCCAUUAAAACGUCCCGCUUCUCGUCGAGCCUGCACUAUUCGUUGUAAGCGGGGCUGUCGCGUUGAAGCCUGGAUGCCUUGGUCACCUUGUCCUAAUACCUGUGACCCAGGCAAACAAGUACGAGUGCGUCGUGUCCAAGGAGGCCCCAACUGCGGGCCCUUGCAAGAAUCCCGAGACUGCCCUGUACCUCGGUCGUGUGGGGCCCGGAGUCCCAAUUGGGUCACCGGAGAAUGGACUACCUGUAAAUUACCACCAGCUCAAAGAUGUGGUAUCGGAUAUCGAGUUAGAAGUAUUUGGUGCGGGUCAGAGUCCCAUCGGGUAGAAGCCGGUGCGUGCGCAGGAGAAAGUGUUCCCCCAAGUGUCGCCCCUUGCCGAGUGAACUGUGACAUUGCAACCCCAAUCGAUUGUCAUGCCAUAUGCCAAGAACCACUCAAGUAUUUAGAUGCUACAGACCCAGACAUACCGACAUGCGUAUGCAAAAACAUCACCCUAGAACUUCUACCGGCAGAUUCUGAUUGCAUUCUACCUUCUGGAAUGGAAUGUGGUGAAGGAAGAUCAUUGCGAGCGGCUCGUUGUAUGGUCGGCGGUCGGGACGUCCCAAUGGAUGUGUGUAAAAAGUUCCAUCCUCUAACAGGCCCACGUCGUGUACGAGAAGCCUCAACAGACGGCUUCACAUACGACACAGAGUUUGCUUUACUAUUACGCGGUACGUGCACUGUGCGAUGCGCUCGCGACUGUACUGUGGGGCCCUGGGCUGCGUGGGGCCCUUGCGCGUCCGAGCCUGGCUCUAAAGCUGCGUUCCGAUUUCGUACAAGAGAGGUGAUAGAAGAGGGAUCGGCUGGCGGUCGCGAAUGCGGAGCGACUCUUCAACGGGCGACGUGUUCUGAAAUAACUCCUCGAUGGUCAACUGGGGAAUGGGAUGUUUGUACACCUGAUCAUACGCUUUGUGGACCUUCGUAUGUUAAGAGAGAUGUCAUGUGUGUCGAUGGCCAAGGUAACAAAGUAGAGGACUCUGUCUGUGAGACAUCUGGCGCCGGAGCCGCUCCUGACAGAGUGACACCUUGUCACAUGCCCUGCCCAGCUGACUGCGUCCUCAGCCCAUGGUCUGAGUGGAGUCCUUGUGAACUGACAAAAUGGGGCGGUCGCCGUGAUCGCACUCGUGUUGUACUUCGUCCGGCGAAAUCUGGAGGUAUGCGAUGUGGUCCGUUAGUUGCAGCUGAGCCUUGUGAACCCUUAGUGCAUUCUUGGCAUACUGCACCUUGGGAUGACUGCCAACCUUUAGGCGGUUCUCCAUGCGGAGAAGGAAUUAAGAGAAGAUCAGUGCGUUGUCUUCGCAGUGACGGGGUGUUUGUCAACGAUUCCUUCUGCCCUAACGUGACAGCCCGUGAAGCAAGUGAGUCAUGGUGUUAUGUGCCUUGCGGAGUGGACUGCGAAGUAGGCGAAUGGAGUCCUUGGGACACGUCUGCCUGCUCUUGUGGAGACGCUUCUUCUACCCGUCAUAUGCGGAGGACUAGGCAACAUUUAAGCUCAGCCGUAUGGCCGGGUCGUACUUGUCCGCCCACGGAACAGCGUGCCCCUUGUCCAAGGGAGCCCUGCUUAAGACUUGUAGCUCGGCCUAUGCUGGGAUGUCACGUGCAGACGUCGUCAGGCGAAGAAGCUGACAGCGCUUGCGGAUGGGGAGUGCGUGUCUCCCACGCCCGUUGUGAGCUCACGAGUAUCUCGGACGAGCUACUGUCAGACGCUUACCUUGACCCCUGGCGUUGUUCGACCGCACUACCGGGCAGAAUUGUAGCACCGCCUAUGUAUCAUCAGGAGGAUGAGCUGUGUGAAGUGGAAUGUGGAUGCAAAGAAGCGGAGUUAGGCCAGCCGGGUCCCUGGGGUUCAUGGGGACCUUGCCGUGGUGGAGCUCGAUCACGUACUAGACAACUGCUUGUUCCACCUCGGAAGGCUUGUAGGACGUCAUCUAGAUAUGUGACGAUUGAAUGGGCAAACUGCAGUGGUGAUGCAAACGAAAUCCCUGAUUUGCUUGCAAUUGAGCCACGCGAAAAUAUUCUGCGCCAUACUACGAUAAUUAAGGAACGGAACGUCUACCACGAUGGAUAUAUAGAGGGCAGCACAUCUAUGCUAUUAGUGGUGUGGACGGCUACUGUCAUUCUCACACUUUACGGAACAGUUAUGUCUUACCGCGGACUUGUUAGAUGUCUACAAAGCCGCGGAAUGAAGUCAAUCACCAAAGUGUAAGCUAGCGAAUAUAUUUACGGCAGAUGCUUUUGUGAAUUGCUCUCAAUUCUGAAAAAUUGCUGAUCUCACUAAUUUAAAUGUUGACAGUGAUAAUGAAAACUUCAUUUUGUUAAUUAUUGUUUAAGCUCUAAAAUUGUUUUGUUAAAGUCUAGUGUUCGUUAUUUUUUGCUAAUACCAAAAUUGUUCCAUGUUAAUAUGUAAUAAAAAAAUAUGGACCUAUAACGUUACCUUGGCGAACCAUCAUAUCGAAUAAUACAGUAGGAGAAGAUUUUAUCCUAUGCGUAAGUUUUCAAAAAUUUUAAAAUCUGCAAACAGUCUGUCCGCGAGAGUGCUUCCAUGUUUUUAAAAUGUUUAUGAAAACGCUUAGAACGAUUUUGCUUAACUAGCAAAUUCAGCCGCAUUCAUUCGGGCCUUUCGGAUUGACAAUAUAACUAGCUGUAGCUAGUUGUAGCUAAGAUUUGAUCAAAAUUAAUUGAAUUAUUGAACCAAAUCUUGAAUGUUUACUUGGAUGAAUAGUAAGUAAAGAAUAGACAACCCCAAUUUAAUUUAACCACAGAACUAGUUUUGAUUUCUGUUGCAUUUUAAUAACUAUCAAUAUGAGACUAAGGGCUAUGUAGUGAAUAGCGACCAAUAAGACGUGACACAUCAUCUCACAUAUCAGUGUUUUAAUACUCGUCAUAAAUCAUGUAGUAGAUUGAUAUCCCGAUGCUUACAGAGUUUCACGAGCUUUGUCGCACAAAUUGUACUUGAUAGUUUUAAGCCCUAUAAUAAUCGUAAUAUUUUGAGGUCGUACUCUGUAUAACUUUUUUGUAGAUUUUGCAUAAGAAUAUGUAUUGUGUAUGAGUAUUAUGACGUAAAUGUGUUUCUCAACUUCCUACAAUAUUAUUUCAGUUUUAUUUAUAUUUUACUAUAACUAUAAGAUUUUAUUUAUUACGGGUAUAACUUUCACCUACUUCUUGUUCCUUCUUGACAAUAUAGAUAAUUUGAAAUACACCUAUUUAUAUAACUAUUGAUUAGUUACAGUCACUGUUACUGCUUUUUCUAUCCUUUCACGUUUCAUCUAUAUUUCGCCCUUCACUUGUAACCAUAAAUUAACAUUAUAUUGAUGUGAAACAUGUUAGAUAAGGGAUCGUGUUAGACAAUACAAUAUUUGAUAUUUAAUAAAAAUUUGAUUGUGUUUUUGUAAA
Messenger RNA from Pieris brassicae (large cabbage white), 5096 nucleotides. RefSeq names its product thrombospondin type-1 domain-containing protein 7A-like. The coding region runs from base 118 to 3909 and encodes 1263 amino acids. The transcript has 29 exons. Lineage: Eukaryota; Metazoa; Arthropoda; Insecta; Lepidoptera; Pieridae. The record is from RefSeq and is a predicted model, not a curated record.